This is a messenger RNA of Oryctolagus cuniculus (rabbit), 945 nucleotides long. RefSeq names its product olfactory receptor 5D3. The record is from RefSeq and is a predicted model, not a curated record. Gene Ontology annotation, biological process: G protein-coupled receptor signaling pathway. NCBI's taxonomy places the organism in Eukaryota, Metazoa, Chordata, Mammalia, Lagomorpha, Leporidae. Gene Ontology annotation, molecular function: olfactory receptor activity; G protein-coupled receptor activity. Gene Ontology annotation, cellular component: membrane.
AGAAUCCAAGAAAAUCAGACUGGUGGAGCUACCUUCAUCCUAUUGGGCUUCUCAGAAUACCCAGACCUCCAGGUGCCCCUGUUCCUCGUGUUCCUGACCAUCUACACAGUCACUGUCCUGGGGAACCUGGGCAUGAUUUUGAUCAUCAGGAUCAACCCCAAACUCCACACCCCCAUGUACUUUUUCCUUAGCCACUUGUCCUUGGUGGAUUUCUGUUACUCUACAGUAGUUACACCCAAACUGUUAGAAAACUUGGUUGUGGAAGACAGAACCAUCUCCUUCACAGGAUGCAUCCUGCAGUUCUUCUUUGCAUGCAUAUUUGUGGUGACAGAAACGUUCAUGUUGGCAGCGAUGGCCUACGACCGCUUUGUGGCAGUUUGUAAUCCUCUGCUGUACACGGUUGUGAUGUCUCAGAAGCUCUGUUCCUUGUUAGUGGUUGCAUCAUUCUCAUGGGGGAUAUUCUGGUCCCUGACACUUACUUACUUUCUGCUGCAAUUAUCCUUCCGAGGAAAUAACAUCAUCAAUAACUUUGUCUGUGAACAUGCAGCCAUUGUCGCUGUAUCCUGCUCUGAUGCUUACAUUAACCAGAAGAUAAUUUUAGUCUCUGCUACAUUCAAUGAAAUAAGCAGCCUCGUCAUCAUUCUUACUUCCUAUGUUUUCAUUUUUAUCACAAUCCUGAAGAUGCCUUCCACUGGAGGGCGCUACAAAGCCUUCUCCACUUGUGCAUCUCACUUGACUGCCAUUAUUAUUUUCCAUGGGACCAUCCUUUUUCUCUACUGUGUUCCCAAUUCCAGGAGCUCGUGGCUCAUGAUCAAAGUCGCCUCUGUAUUUUACACUGUGGUUAUUCCCAUGCUUAAUCCACUGAUUUACAGCCUCAGGAACAAAGAUGUGAAGGAGACAGUCAGGAAGUUAAUCAAUACCAAAUUAUCAAGUCACAGAAUAUAA